Histoplasma capsulatum G186AR is the source of this 3516-nucleotide messenger RNA. RefSeq names its product importin-alpha export receptor. Gene Ontology annotation, cellular component: cytosol; nuclear envelope. Bases 188 to 3082 code for a protein of 964 amino acids. The record is from RefSeq and is a predicted model, not a curated record. The transcript is spliced from 8 exons. NCBI's taxonomy places the organism in Eukaryota, Fungi, Ascomycota, Eurotiomycetes, Onygenales, Ajellomycetaceae. Gene Ontology annotation, biological process: protein export from nucleus; protein import into nucleus. Gene Ontology annotation, molecular function: nuclear export signal receptor activity; small GTPase binding.
GGGAGACAUCGGGCGUUGGUGUGAGGAGAAAAAUAGAAAUUCUUCUUGUUCCAAGAUUGCCCGCUAACGAAAUACCUACAUGAAACUGUCUUGGACGUUCUAUUACAUUUUCCCUAUCCCUAUCUAAUACGAAUCACUCCUCCACUCAUUUGCGUUUCCCGCUGGAGCUCUGCUCAACUCCGCAGUCAUGGCUGGUAACAUAGGAUCUCUUUCGCAACUUCUUGAAGCAAGCUUGGACCCAGGACAGCACAAACAAGCUGAGGCUACCCUUCGGCAGGAGGAGGGGAAGCCUGGCUUUUCCAUCCUUCUGCUUCAGCUCACUGCUACCGAUUCCAUUCCCUAUAAUACCCGUCUAGCGAGCGCACUAUGCUUCAAGAAUUUUAUCAAGCGCAAUUGGACCGAUGAGGAUGGCAAUUAUAAGCUUCCGCUCGACGAAGUAGCCACAAUCAAGCAGGAACUGAUCGCUUUGAUGAUCUCUGUGCCUGCGGGCAUCCAGCCUCAAUUGGGCGAAGCCGUGAGCGUAAUAGCUGAUAGUGACUUCUGGGAAAGAUGGGACACUCUUGUGGAUGAUCUUGUUUCGAAAUUUUCGCCCGAUAAUCCUAUUGUGAAUAUUGGUGUCUUACAGGUGGCCCACUCUAUAUUCAAAAGAUGGAGACCUCUAAUCCGGUCGGAUGACUUGUAUAUUGAGAUCAACCAUGUUUUGGGGAAAUUUGGGAAUCCCUACCUCUCUCUUUUUGAGUCGCUUGAUACCUUCCUUGAGCAAAAUAAAUCCGAUAAACAAAAGCUCACGCAAGGGUUCACACAACUCAAUUUGAUGAUAAAGUUGCUAUACGAUCUAUCUUCGCAUGAUUUACCGCCAAUGUUUGAGGACCAUCUUUCGGCACUUGCCGCACUCCUGCUCAAGUACUUGGUAUACGACAAUACGCUACUCCAUACGGAUGAUGAGUCAGAGUCAGGGCAAUUGGAGUUUGUAAAAGCUGGCAUCUUCGAGGUUUUGAUGCUUUAUGUACAAAAGUAUAUCGACGUGUUUGGAAGCCAUGUUCAACAGUUUAUCGGGAGCUCCUGGAACCUUCUCACGACGAUUGGACAAGACACAAAAUAUGACAUAUUGGUUUCUCGAGCUCUCCAGUUUUUGACUUCUGUUGCGAGAUUUCCAGAACACGCUGUCGCCUUCCAAGAUGAGAGUACCCUGAGCCAAGUCACCGAAAAGGUCAUCCUUCCCAAUAUCAACCUGCGCGACUCUGAUAUUGAGAUGUUUGAAGACGAGCCUAUUGAAUUCAUCCGCAGAGAUCUAGAAGGCUCAGAUAGUGAUACAAGGAGGCGAGCUACUACUGAUUUCCUGAGGCAACUCCUUGAAAAAUUCGAACAAUCCGUCACAAAAGUUGUGACCCAGUAUGCUGAUCAUUACCUGGCGGAAUACAACAAAAACCCGUCAGAACAUUGGAAAGCGAAGGAUACUGCAGUCUACUUAUUUUCAGCUAUCGCAGCGAAAGGCGUUGCAACCGCCAGCCACGGCGUCACAAGCACCAACAACCUGGUUGAUAUAACGCAUUUCUUUCAAAAGUAUUUAGCUACUGACCUAGUUACCGAAAGUGGUGUACAGCCAAUUCUUAAAGUGGAUGCCAUCAAAUUCCUAUAUGCAUUCCGCAGUCUGAUAACGAAAGAUCAGUGGCAUGAAGUCUUACCUCUGCUUGUAAAACAUCUUGGUGCGUCGGAGUACGUGGUGUACACCUAUGCCGCGGUAGCAGUGGAAAGAAUUUUAUUCCUUACGAACAGCAAUGGUCAACCUGUCAUCCCACCUGAUUCGAUUACUCCCUUGGCUGGUGACCUGCUAGAGCAUAUUUUCCGAUUAAUCGAGAAGGACCCAGCGGCACCUAAAGUACAAGAGAAUGAAUUCCUGAUGAGAUGUGUUAUGAGGGUGCUCAUCGUUAUUAAGGAAGCUGCCAUCCCGCUCUCGGACGGAAUCUUGCGACACUUCAUCACCAUCACUCAAAUCAUGAGCACGAACCCAAGCAAUCCGAGGUUUUAUUAUUACCAUUUCGAGGCUCUAGGUGCCUUAGUUAGAUUCGCGGCAUCGGCACAACCAACGAAAUUCGAAGAGGCGUUAUACCCUCCUUUCGUCGCUAUCUUACAGAACGACGUGCAAGAGUUUUGUCCCUAUAUAUUCCAGCUACUUGCGGCGCUGCUCGAAGCCAACCCAUCUGGGACACUCCCUGAGUAUUAUCAAAAUCUAAUCGCUCCAAUACUCAUGCCAACCAUGUGGGAGUUGAAAGGGAAUGCCCCAGCCCUUGUUCGCUUGCUAUCAUCCAUUAUCCACAGAGCAGCGGACUGGAUUACGAAAAACAAUCAAAUCGAGCCCGUUCUUGGUAUUUUCCAGAAACUCGUCUCCUCAAAAACGAAUGAAAGCUAUGGUUUUGAUCUUCUUGAAAGUGUCAUUGCUAAUUUUCCUUCAACACUUCUGGAGAAAUAUUUUGUUUCCAUCAUCCAAAUCAUCCUCACACGCCUUCAAAACUCCAAGACAGAAAACUUCGCUCUCCGCUUUGUUCGAUUCUACCACUUCAUUUCGGCCAAUGAUGCCAGAGGCUACAACGCCGAUUUUUUUAUCCAAAUAACGGAAAACAUCCAAUCAGGCGUUUUCACCCCGAUUUACCUCAACAUAAUCCUUCCUAACACUCAAAAACUCGCCCGCCCUCUCGACCGGAAAACUGCCCUAAUAUCCUAUACGAAAACACUUGCAAACUCUGAAGCUUUCGCAUCCCGCUAUAAGAAGGGAUGGGCGUUCACCUGUGAAGCACUACUGGGGAUCCUCAGCCAGGCGCCCCUGCCGGCCACUAAGGACGACAUCAUUGCCGAAAAUGACGUUGAGGAUAUGGCGUUUGGAGUUGGAUUUACGAAGCUAAAUACCAUCCGGCCGACGAUUAAGGAUCCGUGGCCAGAAAUCGUUGGGCCGCAGUAUGGUGGGUGGGUUGGGUCGUAUCUGAAAGAGGCGGAUAAGAAGCAUGGAGGGAGGAUUUCCAACUUUGCGCAGGAGAGAUUGAGUCCUCAGGCAAAGGCGGGGAUUGCGGCAUAUCUUAAUGGGUGAUUAUUGUUGUCGCGGGACAGGAAAUGCGGAGGAUUUUUUAGUGAUAUGAAUUGAAUGCUGAGCAUUGGGGCAAUCUGAUCAAGAUAAAAUCUGGAAGCUAGAAGCUAGAAGCUGAAUUGGAUGGAAGAGGAUUGUCUUUUAUUCAGUUUGCCCAUCUUGUCAUACACGUAGAGUUAUAUAGACGCUUGGGUCCAAACGGGUGAGAUUGAACUUUAAGGGGUCAAAUCUCUUCAGCCAGCCGCCAAAGUCUUUCAUUGCAUAGGGUUGGCAACAGAUUUUACCAAAUUCGCAGCAUCACAGGCUUAUCUCAUCCAUUGCUCCGGAUUGGUAAGAUGGACGAACGGAAAUAAAGGAAAGAAUGGCCCCUCCGGUUAAACUUAAGUACAUCACAAAAGUGCAAAGAAAAUAGCUUCUCAUUAAUCAUUCAGUUGCUC